AUGCCUCGUUCUCGCGGAGGUGCUCCUUCCCGACCUGCCCCGUCGCGACCGACAGCUCCGGCCGCAGCUCCUCGGUCUGUCGCGCCACAGCAGCAGCAACAACGUCCGAUGACUACCACCGCUGCUGCUGGAGGCCACCCGAACGCACCCGCACAGCAUGCCCCUCCUCCUGCUCAAGCAUCGCAGGGUCCGGGGCUCUUUGGUCAGAUGGCCAGCACUGCAGCUGGCGUCGCAGUUGGAUCCUCAAUCGGCCAUGCCAUCGGCGGCUUUUUCGGCGGCGGCUCCUCUUACUCCCAGCCAGCGGAGCAACAGCAGCAACAGCAACAGCCCACCGACGCCUACGCCCGAACCGGCGAUGCCAUGCCCAACGCUUUGUAUUCUCAAUCGAACUACUCGGCCACUGAGGCCACGGGCCCUUGUGCCGCGGACAUCAAGAGCUUCACCGACUGCAUGAACCAGAACCAGGGUAACUUGACCAUUUGCGGGUGGUACAUGGAACAGCUCAAGGCUUGUCAGCAGGCUGCGAGGCAGUAUUGA
Molecule: messenger RNA, 537 nt
Organism: Fonsecaea multimorphosa CBS 102226
Lineage: Eukaryota; Fungi; Ascomycota; Eurotiomycetes; Chaetothyriales; Herpotrichiellaceae
Exons: 2
Coding region: 1-537 (178 amino acids)
Biological process (GO): mitochondrion organization
Cellular component (GO): nucleus; mitochondrion
Source: RefSeq, a predicted model, not a curated record